CAUUAGGAAAAUAUGAACCAAUAAAGAAAGCAUUAUUUGGAUUUCGAAGCUCCUUUUAACAUUUCCACUUUUAGAAAAUUAAUAUUGCUAAAUAGCACUAUUGGCAAGCUCCGAGUAAAAUUUGCAUAUAUAACAUUAGAGGAGAGAAAGAGAUAAUGAUGAUGCAGCUACUAAUCAGUUUGUUAAUGGUUUCGGCCAUUAUUACAAUCGUCCCAACAUCAGUAGAAUCAGCUAGAAUCCGCCAUUACAAAUGGGAUGUAAAGAACGAAUUCAAAUCUCCCGAUUGCUUCAAAAAACUGGUCAUCACUAUCAAUGGCAGAAGCCCCGGCCCCACUAUUUUGGCUCAACAGGGUGACACCAUCAUCGUUGAGCUUAAAAAUAGCUUGAUUACAGAAAAUUUGGCCAUCCAUUGGCAUGGAAUCAGACAGAUUGGUUCACCAUGGUUUGAUGGAACCGAAGGAGUUACUCAGUGCCCAAUACAGCCUGGAGAAACCUUCAAGUAUCAAUUCGUAGUUGACAGGCCUGGGACAUAUUUAUAUCAUGCCCAUUAUGGGAUGCAAAGAGAUGCAGGGCUAUAUGGGUCAAUUCGAGUAGCACUUCCAGAUGGAGAGUUAGAACCCUUUGCUUAUGAUUACGAUAGAAGUGUUAUAUUAAAUGAUUGGUAUCAUAAAAGCACAAAUGAAUUAUCUACUGGCUUAUCCUCCAUACCUUUCCAAUGGGUUGGUGAACCUCAGUCACUUCUAAUACAAGGAAGAGGAAAAUUCGAUUGCUCUAGUUUGACUUCUCCAAGUUCAACAGAUCCUAAAGUCUGUAACUCAUCAAAUCCUGAGUGCUCUCCUUAUGUCCUUACUGUAAUCCCAGGAAAGACCUAUAGACUCAGGGUGUCCAGUUUAACUUCUCUAUCUGCCCUCAGUUUCCAAAUUGAGGGUCACAAUAUGACAGUUGUAGAAGCAGAUGGGCACUAUGUGGAGCCCUUUGUGGUAAAAAAUCUCUUCAUAUACUCCGGCGAAACAUACUCUGUCCUAAUAAAAACAGAUCAAAACCCAACAAGAAACUAUUGGAUGCAGACAAACAUAGUAAGCCGGUCUUCAAACACAUCCGCCGGCUUAGCCAUUCUCAACUACUACCCAAACCAUCCCAAGAGGAGCCCACCUUCGAGCCCAUCUGAAGGCCCAAAGUGGGACGAUGUUGAUCCACGUUUGGCCCAAAGUCUCUCCAUUAAGGCCCGUAAAGGAAUGGGCCGGGCCCCACCCCAGACCUCAGACAGAGUCAUUGUUCUCUUGAACACUCAGAAUGAAGUCAAUGGAUUCCGAAGAUGGUCCGUAAAUAAUGUCUCCUUCCAACACCCAAAAACACCGUACCUCAUUUCGCUGAAACACAAAUUAACAGGCCAAUUCGAUGAAAAACCACCUCCAGAUGGGUACGAUUUCGCCAAUUACAACAUCUAUGUGAAGCAAAAUAACUCUAAUGCGACGACGAGUAAUGGGAUCUACAGGCUCAAGUUCAAUACGACUGUGGAUAUUAUUCUACAGAACGCCAAUACCAUGAACCCGAACAACAGUGAGACCCACCCAUGGCAUCUCCACGGCCAUGAUUUCUGGGUUCUCGGAUACGGGUCUGGUAAGUUUGACAUCGACAAUGACCCGAAGAAGUACAAUUUGGUUGACCCGAUUGAAAAGAAUACGGUACCCGUUCAUCCAUAUGGGUGGACGGCUCUGAGGUUUGUGGCUAAUAACCCGGGAACUUGGGCUUUCCAUUGCCAUAUUGAGUCUCAUUUCUACAUGGGUAUGGGAAUAGUUUUGGAGGAAGGGAUUGAAAGGGUUGGAAAAUUGCCUUCGUCGAUAUUGGGGUGUGGUGCUAGCAAGGAUCUCCGAGUACCAUGAUAAUGUCUAAAUUUGAUCAACAAAAAAGUUCAAAAUUGAGAUGAAAAAUCACCAGAUAUUCUUUAUUGUAGUUAGUUGUUAAAUGUAUAAUUACACAUCUAUUCAUAGAUGAUCAACGACUACAAUUUCUUUUUUUUUUUGGUUUGAGAGAGGCAACGAUGAUUCUCUUGAGCAAAGAAAACUUUAGGCAAGAAGUUACUAAAUAUAAAUAUAAAGUUUAAUUUUUAGCAAUAAUAAUAAUUUUGAAUUGUAGGUACCUAG
This is a messenger RNA of Cannabis sativa, 2144 nucleotides long. Its product is annotated as L-ascorbate oxidase. The transcript has 5 exons. Gene Ontology annotation, molecular function: oxidoreductase activity; copper ion binding. NCBI's taxonomy places the organism in Eukaryota, Viridiplantae, Streptophyta, Magnoliopsida, Rosales, Cannabaceae. The coding region runs from base 156 to 1883 and encodes 575 amino acids. Gene Ontology annotation, cellular component: extracellular region. The record is from RefSeq and is a predicted model, not a curated record.